Molecule: messenger RNA, 1212 nt
Organism: Dibothriocephalus latus
Lineage: Eukaryota; Metazoa; Platyhelminthes; Cestoda; Diphyllobothriidea; Diphyllobothriidae
Source: the annotation of a GenBank genome assembly
AUGUUACCAAGAAGGGCGCUCAAUAGCACCACAGAUCAUGCAACAGACUAUGCGACGCUGACCACAGAGCUUUUAAAUGUCACGACAACUACAGUGCAGCCCCUGCUGCAGAACGGUUUCCUCGCAUGGGCCAGUCGUCAGUUGAACAUCACCAAUGCUGGCCUGUUGAUUUUCGUGAUUAUCCUCAUAUGUAUUGCCAUUCUUCUGGGCAUAAUUCUCCUCAUUUGCUGUUGCCGUGCUUGCUGCCGUAAGGCCAAAAAGAGGGGACCGCAAUACCAACGAAUGCCUAGCAUCUACAAGGAUCAGCUGCCGGGAGCAGACGGCGAUCCGCAGGGAGAAUCAAUAGGGACGCUGGAGUACUCCUUGGAAUACAGCAUGAAAACAAAUACAUUGAAAGUUGGCAUUAUACAGGGGAUGGAUCUCGUAACGCCACCUGGUUCUGGAACGGUUGAUCCUUUUGUAAAGGUUAGGAUCAAGGGAAUGUCUUCUUUGGAGAAAACAAGAGCCAAGGCCAGGAAGCCGAGAAAGGUUUAUACAACAGACAUUCAACGGGAUACCACCUGCCCCGUUUUCAAUUCUGCCUUCACUUUCAACGUGCCCUAUGAAGACCUGAAAACCGCCGUUGUGCACUUUGUGGUCUAUGACGCCGAUGAACCCAAUCAGCCUUUGGUAGUCGGAGGAUUAGAUGUUAAGCUAGAGUCCAUACCCUUGGAAAAUUAUUGUGGGAAGUCCUACGAGACGACGGGAUACCUCAAGAAGUCGGUGGACCACUCGGAUGAUUCCGCUCAGAUCUGUACCGUUCUCACACAUGAUCCAGUGGCAAGCGAACUAAGUGUCAACGUUCUGGAGGCGAAACAGUUGGACCUUCCAGAUUACUACAGAAAGAAUCCACCUGAAACAAUGGUUUCAGUGACUCUUCACAUUGGUGAUAAGAAGCUGGCCAAUAAGAAGACUCAGGUCCGCAGAGGAACUCUGAAUCCCUACUUUGGAGAAACGUUGAAAUUUCAGGUGGAGAAGCAUAAGCUGAUAGUGGCCUCGCUUACACUGAAGGUCAAGUACAGGGUUCAUGGUGUGCGUUGGAGGAAUGCCGGGAAGGUCGUGCUGGGCGCUGAUGCUUCGGACUCCUCCGGUCGAAAACAAUGGGAAGAAAUGUUGGCCAAUCCAAGACGUCCCGUAGGCAUGUGGCAACCCUUGAUCAUUCCCGAGGAGUAG